Messenger RNA from Coregonus clupeaformis (lake whitefish), 3550 nucleotides. RefSeq names its product solute carrier family 26 member 6. Gene Ontology annotation, molecular function: oxalate transmembrane transporter activity; chloride transmembrane transporter activity; bicarbonate transmembrane transporter activity. Gene Ontology annotation, cellular component: membrane. NCBI's taxonomy places the organism in Eukaryota, Metazoa, Chordata, Actinopteri, Salmoniformes, Salmonidae. The coding region runs from base 361 to 2712 and encodes 783 amino acids. Gene Ontology annotation, biological process: transmembrane transport. The transcript has 19 exons. The record is from RefSeq and is a predicted model, not a curated record.
UCUCAAUAUCCUUAUCCGAGACCGAAUCAUUCAGCCAAUUCUCUGUGAGAACCAGAAUAUCAGGGAUUGUGUCCCUCACCCAGAUAUCAGGAAGGUCCAAACUGAGACACAAACAUAGACACAGCCAGGAGUACACUCAGACUAGCUUGGAACAUAGAGUAGCUUCUUGUUUUUUGUAAAUCUUAUCAGGGUGUUUGACAGUGUGUUGAUAAUUGUGAGACCUCUGUUGUUUUGGACCAAGAGGUUUUUCCUCCACACACUGUUUCACACUAGAAGGACAGACAAAGCGACAUAGACAGAAAGAAAAGAGAGAGACACGAUAAGCAAUAAACACACAGACAUUCAGUGUUGAAGACAGCCAUGGGAGUUGAAGAGCAGAAGGCUGGGGAGUUUUACGUGGAGAGGGAUGUUAUGAACGAGCUUGUUCUGGACGAGUUGGCCAGAAGACGGACUCACUCCACCAGACCUCCCCUGAAGGAGCGAGUGAAAGAUUCCCUCAGCUGUUCAGUGCCCAAGCUGAAACAAACUGUGCUGAGCUUUAUACCUAUCCUGUCAUGGCUGCCUCGUUACUCAGUGAGACAAGAUGCACUGGGAGACCUCAUAGCUGGCUUAAGCGUUGGCAUCAUGCACCUGCCUAUGGGUUUGGCCUAUGCUCUCCUGGCCUCUGUGCCCCCAGUGUAUGGCCUCUACACUUCCUUCUACCCUGUACUCGUCUACUGCAUCUUUGGCACCUCCAAACACAUCUCCGUAGGCACAUUUGCUGUGACCAGCAUCAUGAUAGGCACCACGACAGAGAGGCUUGCCCCAAACAGUGACUUCACGUUUCUAAAUGGAACCAAUGGGACUGCAUUUCUAAAUGUAGCAGCCCGCGAUGCCUACAGAGUACAGAUAGCAGCCAGCACCACUCUACUGAGUGGGAUCUUUCUGUUUCUGCUGGGCAUGGUGAGGUUUGGUUUCAUGGUGACAUUCCUGUCGGAUCCCCUGGUACGUGGUUACAUGACAGGAGCAGGUAUACAGGUGGUACUUUCCCAACUCCCAAGCCUCUUUGGGAUCAUCACUGGACGCUUCACCGGACCACUGUCUCAGAUCUAUCUCCUAAUAGAUAUCUGUAGACAUUUGCCACAGACUAACAUUGCGGCCGUGGUGGUAACUCUAGUGGCCUUGGCGGUCCUCAUAGUGGUCAAAGAACUCAACAUUUACUAUGAGAAGAAGAUGCCUGUUCCUAUUCCAAUAGAACUCUUAACGAUUAUAGGAGCGACACUCAUCUCUUACUACUGCAAACUGAACAGCCAAUACAAAGUGGCCGUCAUCGGAAAGAUCCCCAGAGGACUACAGCCUCCCAGUUCACCUAACAUCAGUCUGUGGAGUUCGGUAGUUGGUGAUUCGUUCGCAAUAGGCAUAGUGGGAUAUGCCGUUAACAUCUCCUUGGGCAAAAUCUUCGCCCAAAAACACAGCUACAAAGUGGACAGCAACCAGGAGAUGGUGGCUAUUGGUCUCAGUAACAUAGUGGGAGGAUUCUUUCAAUGCCACGUUGUCGCUGCUUCUCCACCCCGUACCCUCCUCCAGGAUAGCACUGGGGGCAAGACACAGCUUGUGGGGGUGGUUUCUUCAGUACUUGUGCUGAUCUUCAUUCUGCAACUGGGGUCACUGUUUGAGGAGCUACCCAAGGCUGUCCUAGCCUGUAUAGUGCUUGUGAACCUGAGAGGCCUUUUUGUGCAGUUUAAAGACAUUCCUGACCUCUGGAAGAGCAAUAAGGUUGACCUGCUGGUGUGGCUGGUAACGCUGGUGUGUACUAUCUUACUGAACCUGGACAUCGGCCUGGCUGCAUCCAUCGCCUUCGCUAUGCUCACUGUCAUCUUCAGAGCUCAACUGCCGCGAUACUCUAUCCUGGGGCAUGUUCCUGGGACUGAGCUCUACCUGGAUAGAGACACAUAUGAGGAGGCAAAAGAGAUACCAGGUAUCACUAUCUUCCGUUCAUCCACCACAAUGUACUAUACCAACGCUGAGCUAUACGUGGACGCAUUGCAGGAGAAGAGUGGAAUUGACAUUGGGAAGCUGCUGAUGAAAAAGAAGAAAAGAGACGGUGAACAAAAGAGGAAAGACAAAAAAGAACAAAAUAAAGCCAAAAAGGAGGCAAAGAAACAGAAGGGUGUGAAUGGAUACCUACCCAACAGUACAGUCCAUCCAGAGGACAAGGGGGAUGUAGAGAAUGGUUCCCCAGACCUGAAAGGGAACCAGAUGGCCAUUUCCCUAGUUGACAAACCCACCAACGGACAGGUGAACUGGGCAUUUGAGCAGCAAGGUACCGGGUUCGACCGGGGCUCUGAGACUGGUUUUCAUAGCGAUGAUCACAUAACCCAGAUGUCCAAUACCGGAGGAGGAGAGAUGGGGAAGAGCUCUGUCAAUGACACACACACCAUCAUCCUGGACCUAUCCACAGCCAGCUUUGUUGACAUGGCCACUGUGAAGACGCUGAAAAAUAUAUUCCUCAACUGUAGAGAGAUUGACAUUGACAUCUAUAUAACUGGAUGCCAAGUCUGUGUGGUGGAGCAGUUAUCGAUUGCAGGCUUCUUUUCUGAGUCCAUCCCUAAGAGCCGUCUGUUCCCUACGAUUCAUGAUGCGGUGCUACACAGCCUCCGCUUGCAUGGGGCCUCAGACGUACCCAUCAUCUACGAGUAUGCUCUGGACUUGACCUGCACUACCAAGAUGUAACCAACAGGGGUCACUUUGUUCCCCUUCCACUCCACCUUCCUCCUUUGGAAUAACUUUAGCUUUAGCCAAGGGGAAAAUGCCAAGGGGAAAACAUACAAUGGGUUAUUUCUUAAGCCUCACUGCUGAUGAUGUAAUCAUAAUGAUGUUGCAAAUUAUGUAAAUCAUUUUUCCUAAAACAGAAACAUGGUAGUUCAAUAUCCACUGAAUGAGUAUGAAUAGCAGAUAUUCACUCUGUUAUCCAAAGGUUGAGUGUUCAAAUCACAUCACGGACAACUUUAGCAUUUUAGCUAAUUAGCAACUUUGCAGCUACUUACCUCAUUUGAGCUACUUUGCAAAAACUUAGCAUUUUAGCUAGUCCUUCCCCUAACCCCUAGCCUAGCUAACGUUAUCCACCUAGCCAUCUAGCUAACGUUAGCCACAACAAAUUGGAAUUCGUAACAUAUCAUACUAAAUGACCGGAGACAGAUUUAAAUGUUCUACCACUGAGUCCAGGUUGGCAUCACAUAGCCUUGACCCACAUCUAUACAUCAUCAUGUAUUUCAGGGUCAAAUCAAUGCCAAAGGGAGUAUAGUUCUCCCCUAGUUUGAACACUGUUAUAGAGCUAAUUUUUCUGUAUCUUUCUGUAUUUUUCUAAAGAGGAUGUGAAUAAUUCAUGUUAAUGUUUAUUUUGAUCAUUUUACUAAAUUGUUCAUUUUCUGAUCUAAGUUAAUCUACUUUGAAUACAUUGAAUACAAUUUUUUAUUUUCUAGAAUUGAUUGACCACACACUCCAAUAUCUUAAAGUAAACAAUUCUUGUUUCUGAGUACAUGGCUAAAUAAACGGCAGUAAAGUGACCAGA